Zerene cesonia (dogface butterfly) is the source of this 2234-nucleotide messenger RNA. Its product is annotated as pre-mRNA-splicing factor RBM22. The transcript has 7 exons. Gene Ontology annotation, cellular component: Prp19 complex; U2-type catalytic step 1 spliceosome; U2-type catalytic step 2 spliceosome. Bases 217 to 1440 code for a protein of 407 amino acids. NCBI's taxonomy places the organism in Eukaryota, Metazoa, Arthropoda, Insecta, Lepidoptera, Pieridae. Gene Ontology annotation, molecular function: pre-mRNA binding; U6 snRNA binding; metal ion binding. The record is from RefSeq and is a predicted model, not a curated record.
CUUAUUAUUCUGUGGUAGUACCGUGUUGUUCAAAAAAUAAAAAUGGCGCUUGCGUACAUUCAUUCGUGUAAACGUUGCUAAACGAUAUUUUUCGUCUACAUAAACAAUACGUUGUGUUAAUUUCAACGUAACGUCUGUUUGUAUAAUUACAUUUUCUUGCUAGAUUAUUACUUUUAUUGUUAUUCUUAAAGGAUCUGGAACCUAUAACCUAUCACAAUGGCUAUGUCAAAAUCUACCAACACUUACAAUCGUCAAAAUUGGGAAGAUUCGGAAUUUCCCAUUUUGUGCCAAACAUGUCUUGGUGACAAUCCUUAUAUUCGUAUGACUAAGGAAAAAUAUGGCAAAGAAUGUAAAAUAUGUGCCCGCCCGUUCACUGUAUUCCGGUGGUGUCCUGGUGCUAGGAUGCGUUUCAAGAAAACAGAGAUUUGUCAAACGUGUUCCAAACUGAAAAAUGUUUGCCAAACAUGCCUUUUAGACUUAGAAUAUGGCUUGCCCAUUCAAGUACGCGACGCUGCUUUGAAAAUUCAAGAUGACCUGCCUCGAAAUGAAGUGAACAAAGAAUAUUAUAUACAGAACUUAGAUAGUCAAAUGUCGAAGGUGGAUCCUACUCAGCCAAGUAACUCUGCUCUUAAAUCCAAGGGUGCAUCUGACUUAUUACUUCGUUUGGCCAGGACUGCACCAUAUUAUAAGAGAAAUAGGCCCCAUGUUUGUUCAUUUUGGGUUAAAGGUGAAUGUAGAAGAGGCGAAGAGUGCCCCUACAGACAUGAGAAACCUACAGACCCCGAUGAUCCACUGGCGGAUCAAAAUAUCAAAGACAGAUAUUAUGGCGUUAAUGAUCCUGUCGCUGAGAAGCUGAUGCGUCGUGCCGCAGCAAUGCCGGCACUGCCUCCACCUGAGGAUCGAACUGUCACUACACUGUACAUUGGCAACUUGCCAGAAAGCAUGAGCGAAGAAGAGUUAAGGGGGCAUUUCUAUCAGUAUGGUGAAAUUAGGCAAUUAACCCUAGUACCAAGGGCGCAAUGUGCAUUUGUACAGUACACAACAAGGAGUGCUGCAGAACAUGCAGCUGAAAAGACAUUUAAUAGAUUAGUGAUUGGAGGAAAACGCCUUACCAUCAAGUGGGGCAAAUCGCAAGGUCGGCAAGGGCUCAAUGAGAAGAAUGAGGUGGCACCUGCAUUGGAACCAGUUCCAGGAUUGCCUGGCACACUCCCGCCGCCACCAGCAUACUUGCACCCAUUCCCACCCCAGAUGCCACCACCAAAUCGACCAAACGACUUCUUCAAUCUCCAUCACUAUGGUGGGCCAUGGGGAGGGUGGGGUGCACCCCCCUUACCACCCGGCCCGCCCGCGCCGCCUCCCCCCGCGCCCCUGCCCCUGCAUUACCCCAGCCAAGACCCUGCUCGGCUGGGACAUGCCCAUGCUAACACACCCCAGACAUAGUGAAGUGAAUGUGUUGUGUUGUAAAGCAAUAGUGGUUAAGUGAUAGUGUUUGGGAUAGGAUUUAUGUACUGAGUUGAAUCGGCCUGAAUUCAUGUAAAUUUUCAAAAAUAUUAUAGAUAACAAACUGUGCUCUGUGUGUUAUCUGCGGUCGAAAUGCGCGGCACACCUGGUGCCUUUAUAUUUUUGAAUAAUUACAAUUGGUAUGUUAAUCUAGACUUGAUGAAAUGUAUGUUAAAGAAUUUUAUUUCCUUCUAAACCUUUGCCUAUUCCAUAUGUUACUACAGUUGACAAUGACAAUACUGAGUUCAUACUUAUCUAUAUUGAAUGUGUGGCACAACAUAAAUCAUGAUGAAGAAAACUCGGCAUCUGUUUCACUGAUUGAUUUUCCUUUCCACAGCCCUUAGUCCACCCAUGAAUUGUUUGUAAUUAAUUAGCAUUGUUGUUAUAAAAUUUUCAUUAGCCCUAUCAUAUUAUUAAACUGCCCUAUAAAUUUUCAUUUUACAAAAGCAAUGAUUUGUUCUUCACAAUUCAAAAGUAGUAAUGUGAGUAUAAAAAUUUGCUGAAAUAGUUCGUACUUUUAUCAAUAUUAUGAAAAUAGUAAUGCCCUUCCUUUACUGUUUACUUGUGUAUUCAAAGACCUAUUAUGUACUAUAUCUUUAUCAAUAUUUUGUAUUGUUUAAAUCAAUACUGUACAGUGUAUUAGUUUAAACUGUUCAAAUGAAUGUAAUGUGUGGAGACAAUGAUUAAUUUUUAAGUGUAUUGUAAAAUUGAUAUAAAUGCGUAAUUUUACACAG